AUGCAAAGCACUGCAUUCAGAAAGAAGAGGGAUGGCAAGUGGGUAACCCGUCACUUUCUUAUGCAGUCCGAGAACUGGACCAAGAAGAUGUGCGACACAGCGUUCGAGUACGCUGCCAGGCAUGGCCUGACCAGGACUAACGAGAUUCAUGGAGAACAAGAGGCCAAGUUGGUGUUAAGUGAAGGAUUCAAUUGGGAAGAGGAAGACCUUGAAGUCAGACAGUCAUGCCAGCGCUUGACUGUCAAAGAUCCUGAGGGAAGGAUGUAUGACGACGAACUGUCCGGCCUGACUGAUGCUCAACUCCUUCAGCGAGGCCACGAAGCUGUGACGCCUGAGGUUCAAGCUGCCAACAGCUCAGGGUCCUUUAAGAUGUCGUCCCAGCUUACUGGGCAAGUCAAUGUGUUGAAAGAUCUCUACCAGAAGCUGGAAGCAUUUCAAGCCGAAGCUAUCCUGCAGCUGUGCGCCAACUGCACUCGUGCAGAUGUUGCCUUGAACAACAUCGUGGUGCGAGCCAGGAAUGUCAAGGGAGCGAGUGCCAAGUCGACCCCGAAGCCGAAAGCUUCUUCUGGCAAAAAGCCGACCAGAAAGGAUUCCAAGGGCAAAGCACGUGGCUCUUCUCGAGAAGGGCUCUUCACAUCUCGUAUCGAUGACCCAGGUGGGCGGCCAAUCCCGGAUGAAGAUGAUGACCUUGCAGACGAGCUGCUGGUGGGAUUCGAGGAGGGUGCUGAAUCAGCUUGUCGUGUGGUACGACUAGCAAAGGUUGCCCACAACCGCCUCAAGCGAAAAGGUAUGUCCGACCCGCUACUGGCCAAGAUGGCGAAAUGCGGCAAAUCUAAGUUGGACAGCCACAUUUGUCAGAACUUGCAUGCUACAGCGCGAAAGUUUGGGAAAGUUCUACCAGUGAAAAUCUCCCGGGUCCCAACUAUGUAUCGUUUGUCUCGGAGGAAACCGAAAAGAGUCAAGUGCAAGUACCCUGUGCUGUUCCUAUCAGACUGGGCCGAAUGCAUUUUGGACAUGGGUGGUCACUUCUUCUUGGGUGGAAAAAGCCUUGAUGAGGUGGAUAUGUUUGGGGUGCAGCUAGAGGAUUUUUGGACAAAGUACCAACAAUCCAACCCGGACUUGGGUUUCUUUCGUGACGUCCCCAAGUCGGACUGGAAACUGUCAGUUCCACUUGCCAUACAUGGCGAUGAAGGUACUUUGGAAGGGACGAGUUCUGAAGUUCCGCUUUGUCGUGAUAUCCAUCAAAGGCUUCGCGCUUGGCCACGUGGCUUGGGCAAAGGACAUGAUGCUGCCAUUCUGUGGGCGUGGCUGGAUGAAGAAAUUCGGCAUGUUCCACCCGUCGAUUUGGAGUUCAAAGACAUCUUCGAGGUUCUUCAUUGGAGCUGCCUCGCCAACAACCGGUUUUGGCAUUGCAUCUACACCAAUGGCAUUUGGCUUCCAAGAUCAACUGUCGUAGAAUUGGUGAAAGAUGGGUGGGCGUUUGUCGAUGGGUACAUCACCCUUGCAGCCCUGUGCUGCAGAGAGGGGUGGUGGGCUUAUCAGUUGCGACCAAAGCUGCACAUGAUGGCACACAUUGUGCUGGACCUUCAGUGGGAGCUAGAAAAUGAACAAGUUGAGUACAUCCUGUCGCCCAGUGUGAGCUGCACUUGGGCAGAUGAGGAUUACAUAGGAAAGGUGGCGCGUGUUUCACGCAGAACCCACCCAUGGACGGCUGCGAUGAACACAAUUCAACGAACCCUUGGUUUUUACCGUCGUGUUUGGGGAGAGAAGUUUAACAAAAGUUACUUCCUUGAAGGAGAAACUUAG
Cladocopium goreaui is the source of this 1806-nucleotide messenger RNA. NCBI's taxonomy places the organism in Eukaryota, Dinophyceae, Suessiales, Symbiodiniaceae. The record is from the annotation of a GenBank genome assembly.